AUGAUUUACGACCAAGUCAUUGACAAAUUUGGCAUCACCUGUCCCGACAAAGGCUCAUUCUACGUCUGCGACGACAAACCCACCAAAUUCAUCGGCUGCUGCACCGUCGAUCCGUGCAAGACGACCACCGGCGAUUGCCCCGACGGUAACCUCACCGCCGCCAGCUUCCACCCGAAUUCCUACCUCGACAUCGAGGGCCAGGACUGCGUCAGCGGCGACCCAGGAGUACAAUGGUUCAGCUGUGCGGCAACGAGCCCUCCCUUCCUGGGGUGCUGCUCCGGCAAUCCAUGCAAUGAUGGCGGGUGCAAGGGCUCAAACCUCUCCGCCGCUGUGCUCAACCCCGACGAAUCCAAGGCUGCGGCCUUCCUCCCCGAUGGCUAUAAUCAGAGCAAGGGCCUCUCCACGGGAGCCAAGGCGGGCAUUGCCGUGGGCUGUGUCGUCGCCGGAUUGGCCAUCAUUGGUCUCGUCGCCUGGUGGUUCUGGAGGAGGAGAAAGCAGAGGAAGCAGCAGCAGCCGCGGGAGGUCGUGCUGGGAGAGAAGGGCAGCAAGAGUCACAGCAAUCACACCAGCCACAUGAGCAGUUUCAACGGCCCGUCCCCUACCUCCGGACACAUCUACUCUCCAGCAACGGACAUGGGCACCCCAGGCCCGGACAGAUCAACCGUCUACGACCCGUACGGCAGGGAGCACGUUGUCGGGUCUCCAACGGUCUCGGACCUGACAUCAAAUCGAUCGACGUUCAUCUCCGGCUACGAACCGUCAGCGCCGUCCAUCAGCCCGUACGAGGGCUACUCCUCGAGCCAGCCGAUCCCUCCCAUGCCGAGCCCGUCGCCGAAUCAAUGGCAUCCCAGCAUGUACAACAGCGAGAGGCAGAGCCAGGUGGAGGCGUACCCGUAUGCCCUGAAUGCCAUCUCGCCCAUGCCCAGUGGUCUCGAGAAUGCGUAUUAUUCGCCGCAGCAAUUUGAUCAGCACCACUUGCAGCCGAUGCCUGGAGUGCCGAUGCCUCAGGUCAGGCAGCAGCAUGUGGCUGAGCUUCCGGUAAUGAUGGAGAGUGGAGGAGUUGCUGGGGCGGGACAUAACCUGGCACCGCCUCGGAGAGGGGCAAGUGGGAGGAGGGGGAGGGCAUGA
Messenger RNA from Clonostachys byssicola, 1128 nucleotides. The record is from the annotation of a GenBank genome assembly. Lineage: Eukaryota; Fungi; Ascomycota; Sordariomycetes; Hypocreales; Bionectriaceae.